Amphiprion ocellaris (clown anemonefish) is the source of this 3557-nucleotide messenger RNA. RefSeq names its product tripartite motif-containing protein 16-like. The record is from RefSeq and is a predicted model, not a curated record. The transcript has a single exon. Bases 32 to 1681 code for a protein of 549 amino acids. NCBI's taxonomy places the organism in Eukaryota, Metazoa, Chordata, Actinopteri, Pomacentridae. Gene Ontology annotation, molecular function: zinc ion binding.
CUCAUUCAGUCACUGCUGCUGAGACGAGAAAAUGGCACAGAAAAGAGUUGAGCUGGAUUCAGAGAAAUUAUCUUGUUCAAUCUGUCUGGAUGUAUUGAAGGAUCCAGUCACUACUUCCUGUGGACACAGCUACUGCAUGGAGUGUAUUGAAAGCCACUGGGAUGGAGAGGACCAAAAGAGAAUCUACAGCUGCCCUCAGUGCAGGAAGUUUUUUAAACCGAGACCUGACUUGGAGAAAAAUAUUGUCUUGGCAGAGUUAGUGGAGGACCUGAAGAAGACUGGACUCCAAGCUGCUGCUGCUGGACCUGAAGAUGUAUCCUGUGAUUUCUGCAUUAAGAGGAAGAUGAAGGCUGUCAAGUCCUGUUUAGUCUGCCUGGCCUCUUACUGUAAAGAUCACCUUCAGCCUCACUAUGAGUCUCCACCUUUUAAGAAGCACAAGCUGGCGGCGCCCUCCAAGAACCUCCAGGAGAACAUCUGCUCUCGUCACAAUGAGGUGAAGAAGUUGUUCUGCUGCACUGAUCAGCAGUUGAUCUGUUCUCUCUGCUCUGUGGAGGAACAUAAAGGCCACGACACAGUCUCAGCUGAAGCAGAAAGGACCGAGAGGCAGAGAGAGCUGGAGGUGAGUCGACAAAACAUCCAACAGAGAAUCCAGGGCAGAGAGGAUGAUGUGAUUCUGCUUCAGCAGGAGGUGGAGGCCAUCAAUGACUCUGCUGGCAAAACAGUGGAGGAGAGUGAGAAGAUAUUCUGCAAGCUGAUCUGUCUUAUCAAGAAAAGAAGUUCUGAGGUGAAGCAGCAGAUCACAUCCCAGCAGCAGACUGAAGUGAGUCGAGUCAAAAAGCUUCAGGGGAAGCUGCAGCAGGAGAUCAGUGAUCUGAAGAAGAAAGACGCUCAGAUGAAGCAGCUCUUAGACACAGAGGAUCACAACCAGUUUCUACACAAUUACCCUUCAGUGUCAGCAGUCGUUGAGUCCACACCUUCAUCCAGCAUCAACAUCCGUCCUCGGAUGCUCUUUGAGGACGUGACAGCAUCUGUGUCAGAGGUCAACAAUAAAGUACAGGACAUUCUGAAGAACAUGUGGACAAACAAUCCACCAAGAGCCAUUAAUACAGAAGUUUUACCACCACAACCAGAACCAGAACCAAAGACCAGAGCUGGAUUCUUAAAAUAUUCCCGCGACAUCACUCUGGAUCCAAGCACAGCACACACACUGCUGGCGUUAUCUGAGGAAGACAGAAAAGUAACAGCAGUGAGACAAGAUCAGCCUUAUCCUGAUCAUCCGCACAGAUUCACUGAGAAUCGUCAAGUCCUGAGCAGAGAGUUUCUGACCAGACGUUGUUACUGGGAGAUGGACUUGAGAGGGAUGGGAGCUGUUGUAGCAGUUUCAUACAGGAAUAUCAACAGAAAAUUAGCAUCUAAAAGUGAAUUUGGACAUUCUAAAAAAUCUUGGUCUUUAUUUUGCUCCAGAGACAAUUAUAUAUUUUUGCAUAAGAACAAGAAAAAGCAUCUUUCCUCCAAAAUCGGAGUCUAUCUGGAUCACAGAGCAGGUCUUCUGUCCUUCUACAGAGUCUCUGAAACCAUGACUCUCCUCCACAGAGUCCAGACCACAUUCACUCACCCACUGCAUGCUGGAGUUCAACUUGUAUAUUAUGGAUCUAGUGCUGAGUUCAUUAAACUCAGAUAGACCAAAAAAAAUAAAUAAAUAAAAAAGCAACAAAAAUAGGCUAAAAAUUGUUUACAAUGUUUGACUUAAAUUACACCAUUUUUACUACAUUUAACCCUUGUGUUGUCUUAGGGUCACAAAUGACCCGGUCACUAAGUUUAAUAGCAUAGAAAACCCCAUAAAUGACAUUUUUUCAACUUGAAAUUCGAUGACUUUUCCCUAAAGGACCCCAACAUUAGAAAAAAAUGAAACACUGUCUUUGUUUAAAUUUUCAUCAAAGCUGUGCAUCACCAGGAUACAAAGAUUGUCUUUUGGUCAUUGUUGACCCGGCAGUUAAAAAUCACAGUCACAGCGGACUAAAACACACACACCUCUAAAACCACAAUGACAUACACAGGCACACACAUGCACAUGCGCACACAAACACACACACACACAAUGAAAAAUUUUGAUUAUGCGUGCUACAGAUUGAUCUCAGAUAACCUUGAACUUCUACAUGUAGGUACAUCAUUGCCCAUCCAUGACCCCACAUGAUUGAAGUUCAGAGUGUUACUGCUGUGGCCAUAUUUUGUAAUAUUGUUUGUAGUUUGGAUCUGUUUUGUUGUCUGGAAGUGAGUGUUCUGUCUUUGUGUAGAUCUUUGCUUCUUCAUGAAAAAUAGAUUUUGGGUUGAAAACUCAAUGAAGCUGCUUUGAUUUAGAGGCUCAGUGGAGGUGGGUCAUUUCUGACCCUUAAGACAAGGAGAGUGUUGGGGAUGUUAAGACCACAUGAGGGACAAUCAGCAACAAAUGUAAUGAUUUGUGUUAUUUGAAAGCAAAAUUUUGUCUAUUAAGGAAUGAAAGAUGGUCAAUAAUUCUUUCAAUUGCAAUUUUUCCAGUUUUAUUAAAUUACAGAUAAUAUCUAGUAAAAUGAAAAUGUAUAUAAAAAACAUAAAGAAACAGGCAAAAACUGUACAGAACAUCCACAUCAAAAAUGUGUAUUUUUACAAAUAAUAAUUUGUUGUACAAUAUUAGACUACAAAAUAUUUUUAAGUUGUAUUUGAAUCAACAACAACAAAUAACCAUUAUGUUACUGAUAUUGUCCAUUAUUUUAAUGAAAAAUUAUGUAUAUUAAGGAUUGAGAAAUGGUUUAGAACUAUUGGUAUACUGAUUUGUUAAAUUCCAGACAAUAUUCAGUAAAACUCCUCACUGAACUCUGCAGGUCAGUGUAUUUUUACAUUUGUACGUUUGUAUUAUUCACAUGUGCUGGUUUUGGGAUGUGUUUUGCACAUUAUAGUCAUUCCUUAAUGUGAAUUUUCAGGAUUUAUUUGCUGAGUUUGUGUUUUGACGUUUUCAUUUUUAAUUUGUUGAUAAUUUUGGCUGUUGGGCUCUUAAUAUUUAUGGAAUAUAAUGUGAAAAGAUAGAUAUUUGGGGAAUUUGGAAAUUUGUUAUUGGUCUUUAUGUCUAGAGCUUUGACUUUACUUUUUCAUUGUCAGUGAAGUGGAAUAUAUCAUUAAUGUACAACAUUUCUAUGCCAGACUUUUGACAAGUACUUUUUUGUUUGUAAGGUCCAGGGUGUUAGUUUUUAUUUUAAAUCAUUGUAUAAUAAAUAAUAAUGUAUCAGAAUCAACAUUAGUACUAAUCACUGACACAUCACACAGUGAUGAUAAUUUUAAAAAAUAAAAAUAAAAAAUCGCCACAUUUUAUGGAAAAUGUAUAUUUACUUUACUUUUAUUUAGUUUUUUAAAACAACAGCAUUAUGUAAACAAACUGGCAUUUGACAGUUAAAAUCUUCUAAAUUAAGUAAUAUUCUGGAGUUAUGAUGAGGACUAAUGUUGGUUAAAAAUGUAGUAAGUGAAAAUGGGAGAAAAUGUUAUAACAUAUUUUUUUGACAAGAAAUACUUUGUCUUGAGGGUGGUAU